Aplysia californica (California sea hare) is the source of this 5525-nucleotide messenger RNA. Its product is annotated as ankyrin repeat and SOCS box protein 1. The transcript is spliced from 7 exons. Bases 113 to 1246 code for a protein of 377 amino acids. Gene Ontology annotation, molecular function: protein binding. The record is from RefSeq and is a predicted model, not a curated record. Lineage: Eukaryota; Metazoa; Mollusca; Gastropoda; Aplysiida; Aplysiidae. Gene Ontology annotation, biological process: intracellular signal transduction.
UCUGUCUAGAUCUAUAGGCCCCUAGAUCUUGUUUUGUUUUGAAAGAGCAGAGAGAGAUGUAAACAAUUGAGAUUUGCUUUUGAAGAAGUGGUUCAUAGGUAGCUCUCAUAAAAUGGCAACACCUUUUGAGCAAGGCCUCAAUAGGAUGCUGCAGGACCCAUCGUGGGGGAAAAGUUCUUACAUUAUACAUGCAGUUAACUCAGAUGCCAUACAUUUGCUGAAGGAAGCUCUUGCAUUUUGUGGUGAAUACAUAAACGACCUUACAGAAGGCGAAGGAGUGACUGCUCUGUACCAUGCUGUCUUCAGGGGGAAUAAGGAGUCUGUGGAUUUGUUGCUGCGAGCAGGGGCAGAUCCGAAUAAGACUGGAAGGCACAGGUCAACCCCCUUUGCAAUGGCUGUGCAGUUCAGGAAUAUGGACUUAGUAAAGACACUUUUGCAGCAUGGUGCUAAUAUCAAUUCAUAUCAGAUGCCGAAUGCACAUUCGAUUAACUACAGUCCCUUGGGACUUGCAGCAAAUAACAAUGACGUAGAUGUCAUGAAGUUACUUGUAAAUGCUGGAGCACGGCUGACAAAAGUUGCUGUUAUUGCAAGUCAGUCGUUAUUCUACAGUUCUCUUGAUCUGUGCUUGAUACAUUUCCACCUAGAAGCUACUGUGUUUGUCAUAAAAAAUGGCUGCUCUAAGGAUCCUACCAUUGGCUGGCUACCCACAGAUUCGAGCAGACGUGUAAAUGUCUCUUCCCUAAUCUUCUGCUUCCUAGAGCAACCAGGGUAUACAGCUUUAUUUGUGGACAAUGUGCUGAAAUUCCUCACAGAAGCUGGCCACAAUAUUUUGGACGACCACUUCCUCAGACAGCUAGCACAGAAAAAAAGAGACAGUUUAUCUCAAUUAGAAAGUCAAAGACUCAGUGAUGCUACACUUCUUAUUGGCAUGAUGGAAAUUUAUACUGAACCGGAGUUUUCAAGGAAAUAUCGACAGUUCAACAGAUAUCCCCCUGGGUUUUUGGAAGCAAAUGAAGUUCAUUUGAAAGCGCUGGUGGUCAAAAAGUACCUUGUUGAGUCCUCUCAAGCGAGGUCAUUGGCAUUUCUGUGCCGCUUGAGGAUCAGGAAUCGCUUGAGUAAGCUUCAUCAACACCGAGCCCUGAGUCUGGUGGUGCCAAAGUUGGAGGUGCCAGUAACAUUGAAGGAAUAUAUCAUGAUGGAAGAUGUAAGGAUUGAGAAGGAACUUUUGAUACCAGACGACUCCUAGGAUUCUUGAGUGGUGACAAUGAGCCUGUCCCCACCCCUGUGGCAUGGGGGGAUAGUAUUAAGUAGACCCUUUGUGCACACCAGCAUAAAUGGGUGUGUGUGUGUAUACAUGUGCGUGUGUAUCUGUGAGAGGGAGAGGGAGAGGGAGAGGGAGAGAGAGAGAGAGAGAGAGAGAUUAGCUGUGCUCAGACGCACAGGUGUAAUAUUUACUCAGAUGCAAAAGUGCAAUAUUUACUGUCUUCUUUACUUUUCCCACUGGCAUGUGUUUGUUUAUAGAUGAACAGUUUUGCAACAAAAUGCAAUUUUACUCAUUUUUGAGAAAAAUGAAAAUUUCUGUUCUUUACCUAUACUGAACAAACCAUAGCAACUUUGUGUUUAGGGUAAAGAUGAUAUAAACCUUAAGUUAAGGCUUCACUGAUAUUUAUUGUGUAAUGGAAUCAUAUGUUGGAUUCUAGGCCUUUUAAUUGAUGAGAUUUCCCCUUCAAAAAUAGACAAAAUGCUACAUUUCAUCCUUGGUACUUUACAAAAUGAGACAAAAUCAUGUAAAAUGAAUUCCCAUUCAUACGAAUAAUUGUAAAACAGCUUUGGGUCUGGCCGGAGGAUGAUUAAUGAUUCAGGGACCCAUAACCGGUGUUUUUUUAAAGAAAAGCUGAAUAAAUUUCUAAAUUCUUUCUACACCAAACCAUUAAUAUGCAACUUGCUUCCCGUUGCUAUAUAUUUAACAAAAAGAGACAACUUUUAAAACUUGAUAAACCCUGAAGUGCAAUCAUAUGAUUUACAAUAAUCAGGGCUAAAACUAACUGCCAAUAAAUUUACGUCUAUUUCAAGUGACGUCAUGUGACCCAUGGAAAGUAUCUGAUUGUUAGGCAGAAGAUGUCUAGCUUUGUCAAGAAAUGUUGACACCUUUUGUUGCAGCUUAUUUUUUGAAAUAUCAUUUACUACAGUUCUUUAGAAAAAUGGAAAAUUAUGAUUUGUGAAAAAAUGUGUUAAUGUUGAAAUUUGUCUCAUCUUGUCCGAUACGAUGGUUCCAGAUUUGACAAAACUUCACAAAUGGCAUUUGUGUUGCAAAAUUGUUCAUUGUUCGUAGAGGAGGGGCCACUAAACUACAGUCCCGUGGGCCAGGUCCAGCUUGUGAGGUCAACCCAUCUGGCCUGCGUACAGCGAAGUGGUCGGGAACGACUUUCCAAGUCAAUUGAGUUCAAGAGCUCGGUGAGGUUGUAAUUGGUGCACGUGUAAAGGAAAGUAGUCAGUGGCGCCCCAAAAUACCUGCUUGUGUGGGAAAAUGUUUCACUUGGCUACCGGAAAAAUGUUGCACAUAUGUAAGAUUUUUCUUUUUGUUUCAUUGUACUCAGUGUAUUUGUCUCUUUGUUUGUUUUUAUAUCAACCUCAUCAGAAAGGCUUGAUCAAUUCCUUCAAGUACAGGUUUUUGGUGUCUCGUAAGUUUACAUGUUCCUCGAUCCAUGGCAGCUCUCAUCUCAUAUUUAUCAUUGUCUUCCCAAAAAGUUGAAUGAGGGAUUGGUGCUAUAGGCCUACUAUUUUCGCUGUAAAGAUCCACCCUAUUUUUCCCCUCUUCAACUUCCCCAGUCAACUGCGGUGUGGUUUAACAGUUUAACCAUUUUUCAUCGAUGCCAUAACAAUGUAUUGACUGAGCUCCAAGAUUAUGGCUAAUGUUGAAAACUCCAGGUGUAUUGGUAUACAAUGGACUAUGCUAAAGCCUACAUAGUGUAAAAGCACACUUUACUUAAAUACAGACCUGUGUCAUAUGACAGAAGGUUUGGUAGAUAGUUUGUGAAAAAAAUACACUAGGGCCUGCUGCUAUGGUCUGGCAUGACUUUCGCUGCCAGUGUGGGCCCACAGACCUGAGCACAGCUGGGUGCGUAUACUGUCACUAUCGCUUCAACUGAUCUGUAGUUGGGAAGGGAUAUUAUGGCAUUGUCCUCGCAAAAUGGCUUUAUGUCCAUGGUGGUUCACUUGCAGUAGGCCCUAUGCAAUGCGUUAUCUGCAAUAAGUGUAAAUUAUGAUCCACUGUGCUGCGAGAUCAGUGGUCCUUUGGACUGGCAUACAGGUAGAUAAAAGUUAUUUGCAAAAAUGCACAAACCUACAUCAGCUGGGCUUGUUUUCUCUACUCUUGACUUUGGUGAUUCCGAAGUUACUUAUAAGUGAUCGGUGGAUACGGGUUCGUUCGUUUAUUUUUACGAAUAAAAAUAAUGGGGUCAUCCUUCUUUCGGUGAAUCCUUGUUCGUUGAAUGAGAGUUUUUAAGCCUUUUUCAAAUUCAUUCAAAUGAUAAAGAGUUGUUUUUUUUUAAUUUCGUUGAAGUAGCAUUGAUAUAUCUUGCAACAUUUAGAAGCUAGACUGAUGUGAAUAGUUACAAUGGAUUAAAAUGAUCUAAUUGUCACUGGGAAUUUUGACAAGAUUCAGUGUACAUUAGCCUACAUAUUUUUAUGGGUAGAGUGUGAGGAGAGGUGUAUCUGUGGUGAAUAAUAAUAGUCAGAAUUAUAGAUUUCUUUCAUUUGCUAAGAAAUUGUGCAGUUAUUUUCCUCCUACACGUCGCCAUCUCACAAGACUUCUAUGUAUUGAAAUAAAUGGGUUUAUUAAGGACUUCUUUUUUAACUCACAGUUUAUUGAAGAGGUGGUAACUGACCGUUUGGGGAGUGUCUGGGUUUUGCUGUUGUUUAAGUGGAUAGUAGGAUCAGACUACAGUUCGGAUGACAGGGACUUUUAAUUUUACAUAAUUGUAUAGGGACUUUUUAAAGCCUUCCAUCCACUCUUACCACAGAAAAAGGUUUCUUUGUGUUAAGAGAUGAGUGAAGUCUACACAGCACUGUUUUUGUUGGGUUCACAGGCACAAUAUACAAAUGACAGAAUUGAGGGUUUUUAAAAUUUUACAAACACUGACAUUGCUGUGUGAAUACUGAAGAAACUGCAUUGUCUCUCCAGGUUUUAUCUAGUCAUUUUAGUAAAACAUUGUUUAGUGCCUUCAUAUGUCCUGGUUUUGGUUGUGUUGACUUGCAAAAAAUUGUGGUACAUUUAUUGAGUUCAGAGAAGCAUUAAUGUACUGUUUAUUUGUUCGCCUAUUACCACUGCUGUGAUGCUUAUCAGAACAUAUUUUGUGUGUGUGUGUGUGUGUGUGUGUGUGUGUGUGUGUGUGUGUGUGUGUGUGUGUGUGUGUGCAUGGGUGUUUGUGCUCAUGGGCUAGUGAUGCUGGUGUGCAUGUGCACAAGUUGCACAAGUACAGUGGAACUCGAAUUCAACGAGGUCGCCAGGUGUGACCUAAAAUCUCGUUGAAUCUAAGUGUUCGUUAUACACAGCGCCGAAUCAGCGGUCGUUUAGUUUUGCCAGGCCGUACGCUGCUAGGUCAGCGUGACCGGGGUCAGCUACCGGUCAGUCUACCUGCGCUCACUCCACGCGCGGGGUUACAUACCACGGCAAUUUUACACAGUUUUGUUUCAACGCUCACCAAAUAAAGAAAAACUAUCAACAGACACAAAUUGUUUCAUCAAUGAGUUUCUAUUUUUAAAAUUAAUGUAUAGUUUGUGAAAACGCAACGAAGAUAUCUGGAAUAGUUUGUCAACAACAUGUGAUCAAAGACAGCCACUCUUCUCUGUGGUAAUUAAGGUUAUAUACACCGAAUUAAAAGUUAUAUAACAACUAAAGUAGUCAGUGAAAUUCUCUAAAUAAAUAGCUCAGAAUAAAGACAACCCAAGUGGGCAUCUACUCACCAAAUGGCAUCAAAGUCAGCUUUAGGUAUCAAGCACCACAGGCAUGGGUGCGUUCCUUGUGGACUCGACAGACCGUACAUUUUGCACAUGUAAUCAUAAUCUCCAUUGACGAAGAUUUUCAGCCUUUUCCCCCUCCAUGUAUGUGCCGAUAAUGAUGCGAUGUCAUCUCCAAGACCCCCAGCUAAAAAAAACUUUACGAUGUUUUCAUGUGUGUAUUUUACUGCGGCUGUAGCAAUGACUAUUGUGUGUUGUUUAGCAUUGGGCUUGGAUGUAUUGACUGUCUGAAGUGUCAUUUUGAACGAGUUUUUGCCAUGCCCCCCCCCUCCCCCCCAGUUUCGAUCCACACUUCCUCUUGUGGUAUUGUGUCAGGCCACACAAGGGGGUCAUUCCCAACAUACUCAUCUAACAGGCUAUCAACAAAUGAGGAUAAAUUCUUAAUACGGCCGUAGGGGACACCCUGUUCUUUUCCCUGGUUGUCAAGAAACAUUCUGUUCUCAACUUCUACAGUGUCAUAGGUCUUAAGGUGGCACUUGUGGCAAAUAAACCUCGAAUGUUUGUCA